Messenger RNA from Klebsormidium nitens, 1512 nucleotides. The record is from the annotation of a GenBank genome assembly. NCBI's taxonomy places the organism in Eukaryota, Viridiplantae, Streptophyta, Klebsormidiophyceae, Klebsormidiales, Klebsormidiaceae.
AUGGGUGGCCUUCCAGUGGUCUUCAUUGGCAUCUGCUUCCUCUUGUGUGACGCUUCGAUCACUACAGCUGGCAACCCUUCCAGUUCAGCGGGUGAUGAUGGAUAUGAUAAAAACUUGCUCACCCCGAACGGAAUUGCAGCAGCAAAUCAGGAAGAUUCCGACCACUUCGUCAAACGUCAAGGGCAUCAGUUCACGCUCAACGGAAAGCGGUUCUUCGUUCACGGGCAUUCCUACGGUGGCUCGCUGCAGUAUCUGACCUGGUCUAAAGAACGGGGUGGCAGAGUCACUACCACUGACGAUGCUUUGGGAGACAGUGAGCAGUUCUACACCGACGACCUGUGCAAGGAGUUCUAUAAGUCCUACGUCAAGUCUAUUCUUCAGCGGACAAAUACAUUCACAAAACGGGUAUACAGGGACGAUCCCACCAUCUUCGCCUUCGACCUGAUAAAUGAGCCACGUGCACCGCUUCAUCCGAAUGGCAACGAACUGCAGGCCUGGAUCGAAGAGAUGUCCUCCUUCCUCCGAAACGAAGAUCCGAACCAUCUUAUCAGUGUUGGUUUAGAGGGUUGGUUUGGAGCAACAACCCCAGAUCUCCAGAUGCUGAAUCCUCCGACCACCUCAAAGUAUCCAAUUGAAUGGAACGAGACGGAGGGCUCGGACUUUGUUGUGAACAACAUCUUGCCGUCCGUUGACUUUGCGGCGAUGAGUAUAUGGGAUCAUUGGCUGCCCACAAAUAGCACCAGCGGAGAAUCGCUGCGGCCUCUCGUGCUGUUGCAGUUUUGGGAAAAGUGGAUCACGGGACACAUAUCUGCAUCUGAGAGGUUCUUGGACAAACCCGUUCUCCUCGAGGCAAUCGGAGUGAGACGUGCAAGUCAGGAAGGUCGGAACCCUUUCUUCAAGCUGGCUUUUGACCUGAUGUUCGAGUCCUUCAAAGGAAGAGGAGCAGGAGCGGGGACCUGUUUCUGGAUGCUCAGUGACGACGCGUACCCGGACUACGACGGCUCCACCGUCUACUAUCCCGCUCACGCCUCAACCGGGGUUCUCAUCAAAGCGCAAGCGGAGAAGGUCCAGAUCUUGGCCAAGAGGGAGGAGCGCAUUCGCUACAUUAAUUCGCUCGUGAAGGCUCAGCUCAACCACUUUGGGACAUCGCAGGAGGCUGGAGAGGAGGUCUCGAAGCUCGGCACACAACGGCCCACCAACAAUGACGCGGUUUCAGAAGACUCCGUCGACUCUAACGCAGCACGCAAAUUCCGAAUGGCACUCGCUCGCCACCAUCCUUACGUCAGGACCGACCCGACCACGAGGCAGCGGUUAGCACUCGAAGGGCCAGAGACAGGGGAGAUAGGUCUAGAUGAUGUGUCUGAUGACCGAGUAGCGGCCGCAGCAGUAGAGAUCCGUUUGUUGUUGAUUCUGUCCUUUUUAUUCUGCGUGCUUGCCCUUUUCUUCAUUUACCAGGCUGCUUUUCCAAGGAAGAGACUCGGACCCCGCGGGACAGGACUUUCAGAAGACUGA